GGAAAUUUUCCUUGCCAAACAGAUAAGAUAAUCCAGGAGGAAAACAGACAUUAUACUUGUUUCUUCUUCCUCUGAAAACAAUGGGCCUUUCAAUCCUUCUACUCUUACUUCUUCUUCUUCCUGUAUUCAUCUUUCUAAUUCUUCAACGCAAAAACCAUACCAAAAACCCAUCCAAAAAGGUCAUUCCAGGUCCGCCAGGACUCCCACUGAUCGGAAACUUGCAUCAAUUCGAUAAUUCAGCACCUCACAAAUACCUUUGGAAACUUUCCCAAAAGUAUGGAGAAGUUCUAUCCCUCAAACUCGGGUCCUUGCCGGUGGUGGUUUUCUCCUCCGCGAGAAUGGCGGAGGAGGUGAUGAAAAACCACGAUAUGGUAUUCUGCAGCCGGCCGCCGAUGGUCGGAUUCCGGAAGAUGUCUUACAACUCGUCGGACAUCGCGUUGGCUCCGUACAACGAGGAAUGGAAAGAGAUGAGGAAGCUUUGCGUCGCGCAUUUGUUGAGCAUAAAAAGGGUUCAAUCUUUCCGUCCGGUUAGGGAAGAUGAACUUUCCCGGAUGAUCGGAAAGAUUUCCCGGGAAGCUUCUGAGCUUAGACUCACUAAUCUGAGUGAGACGAUAAUGACGUUUGCGAGCACGAUGAUAUGUAGAAUCGCUUUCGGGAAAAGAUACGACGAGAAAGACCAUCAACGGAGGAGAUUCAACUAUCUCCUCCGGGAGGCUCAGGCCGUCUUCGCGCUGUUUUACUUCUCGGAUUUCUUCCCGAGGAUCGGCUGGUUGGAUCACUACACCGGCACAUUUUCUCGACUUGAGAAAAUAUUUAAAGAACUCGAUGCAUUUUAUGAAGAACUCAUCGAUGAACAUAUGGAUCGUAAAACUAGGCCAAAGUCAAUGGAAGGUGACAUUAUUGAUAUUAUGCUUGAAUUACGCCAGGGAAACUCGUCAUCUUCUCCAGUCCAACUCACCAUGGAUCACAUCAAAGCCAUGCUAAUGAAUGUGUUUUUCGCCGGGACGGAUACAUCAGCGGGUACUAUUACUUGGGCUAUGACAAUGUUAAUGAAGAACCCUAAUGUAAUGCAAAAGGCACAGGCUGAAAUCAGAGAAGUCAUAGUGGGGAAACAUGAGAAAAAGUUAAGCAUCGAUGAAGAUGAUCUUGAAAAAUUACCUUAUGUCAAGGCCAUUGUGAAAGAAACCUUAAGAUUAUAUUCACCAGUUCCUCUUCUACUUCCAAGGUACACAAUGGAAAAUUGCACCAUAGAUGGCUACGAAAUUCCUCGUAACACACUUGUCUACGUGAACGGAUGGGCGAUUGCAAGGGAUCCUAAAUAUUAUGAGAAUCCACACGAGUUUUUUCCAGAUAGAUUUUUGGAAGGGAAAAAUCAUAAGAUAGAUAUUACUGGACAAGAGUUUGAGCUGAUUCCGUUCGGGUCGGGUCGGAGAAUCUGUCCUGGAUCGUCUAUGGGGUUACUAACGGUGGAGUUGACACUGGCUAAUCUUUUGCACUCAUUCAAUUGGGAAUUGCCUCAAGGGAUGAAGAAAGAAGACAUUGAUACUGAAGGUUCCACUGGUGUUUCGGUGCUUAAGAAAAAUGAUCUCUUACUUGUGGCAAAACCAGUAUGCGCAUAAACGUGAAUCUCUGAUAUUUUCAAGAAAUUAAUCAGUUCUUGAUUUGGUAUUUCAGCAUGAUGCACGGAAAUGUUAUUAAUGAAAAACCCAAAAAAAAAUCAUCAAAAUGUGUCUAUCUAAACGUGCGAAACUUAUUAUAGAAUAUUUAUGUCUUUCACCUGUAUGUAUGUAUUAUACAAUUUGUCUAGAGAUUUUACAUUUUUUGGAAUUUCUUUAUCUCUUCCCAAUAUAAAAGGAAAAAACAACGGUUUGGGUCCCUUUUGUUUGGAGUAUUUGGAUUAUUCGUAGCUUUGGUCUAUUGUUUCAUUUAGUGGGCUCUUGCUGCGCUGAUCAGCGUUGGUCACUUGUAUUAAUUACUGUAUACGUUAAACUAUGAU
Molecule: messenger RNA, 1996 nt
Organism: Oldenlandia corymbosa var. corymbosa
Lineage: Eukaryota; Viridiplantae; Streptophyta; Magnoliopsida; Gentianales; Rubiaceae
Source: the annotation of a GenBank genome assembly